Mustela erminea (ermine) is the source of this 1120-nucleotide messenger RNA. RefSeq names its product FAM3 metabolism regulating signaling molecule D (gene FAM3D). The record is from RefSeq and is a predicted model, not a curated record. Lineage: Eukaryota; Metazoa; Chordata; Mammalia; Carnivora; Mustelidae. The transcript has 10 exons. The coding region runs from base 317 to 991 and encodes 224 amino acids.
UGCCUUUCUCCCUCCCUCCCCACCCCCAGCAGACCCGGUCCCAGAGCCCAGGAGUGUGGAGCUAGAGCCUCCUGAGCACCCAUGGGCUGGCAGGGUGAGCUGGCCAGGUGAGCGGGCAGGGAGCUCAGGAGACUGGAGAGCCCUGCAGGUGCUGAGGGGACGGUCGGGGACUCAGCCAGGAGGGACAUCCGACUCACCGCCCUCCCCACCCCCAAGCCCUGAAGCCAGAAUCCGUGCUUGGCAUGGGCAGGACAGCGAGAAGCUAGCCCCCUGCCCAGGCUAACGCUGACCCCAAGCUGCUGCUCACCUGGACAAGAUGAGAAGAUCAGGUGUGCUCCGACUCCUGGCCCUCAUCUUUGCCCUGGUCACCACAUGGAUCUUUUUGCGCAGCUACAGCAGCUUAAACAUGAAAACUAUCCGUCUGCCCCGCUGGCUGGCAGAUUUGGACUCCAAGAAGGUCGAGGUCGUGAGGACCAAGUGCGGCCUCAGCAAGCCCUGCCCGGACAACUUCUUUGCCUUUAAAAUCAGCAGCGGAGCCGCUAACGUCGUGGGUCCCACCAUGUGCUUUGAAAACCGUGUGAUCAUGAGUCCUGUGAAAAACAACGUGGGCAGAGGCCUGAACUUUGCCCUGGUGAACGGAACCACAGGAGUGGUGCUGACACAGAAAUGUUUCGACAUGUACUCUGGAGAUAUUACGCUCCUGGUAAAGUUCCUUAAAGAAAUCCCAGAGGGCACACUAGUGCUAGUGGCCUCCUAUGAUGACCCAGGAACCAAAAUGAAUGAUGAGACCAGGAAGCUCCUCACCAACUUGGGCAGUUCCUAUGCAAAGCAGCUGGGCUUCAGAGAUAGCUGGGUCUUCUUAGGGGCCAGAGACCUCAGGGAUAAAAGCCCUUUUGAGCAGUUCUUAAAGAACAACCCAGACACAAACAAAUACGAGGGCUGGCCGGAGCUGCUGGAGCUGGAGGGCUGUGUUCCCCGGAAGAUAUCUUAGGGCAGCUGCAGGACUGAAAAAGCCCUCUCGCUGUCCUAGAGUCAGCGCCAGCUGUGGCUGCAAGAAGGAAACCAGGUGGCCGGUGGAAAGUUCCCCCGUGGGGGCAGGGGGUCGGUGCCCUCUGCACAC